CAAGCCGCGUCACUGAGCAAUGAUCACCGCCCACAGACAUGGUGCUCUCCGGCACACAUCCACACAGCUGACUGCAUUCAUGUUUGCUCGUUUAUUAAAUCAACUACGCACUAGGAUUGGGCUCUGUAAUGCUGUUUAGGUUCAUAUCCUAAACAUUUUAAACAGACAUGUGCUUAAAAAGUGAAACGGACAGAAUUCCCCGUCCACCGGAGUCAGAUAGGAAGGCGCUUCCCCCUGAGCUCAGACCGGAGAGGAAGGCUCUUAUUCGGUCAGAUGGCGUGCCGCAGUCCACCCACGCGUUUCUCGCGCCCACACAGGCAGCGAAAGGAGCGUCAUUAACUCACCGCUACUGCCAGCACAGCAGAGCAAAGCCGAGACAACACAAGAGUUUCAAGAAUAUUUCAGUCCAAUCUCACAUCUGUAGAAUAAGAUCUAACAAGCACAGUAAACAAAUAAAUUAGGCUUCGUGUUUGAGGAGUUAAGAUACAAGUUUAUACAUAGAACGAAAAGUUUGAUAGGUCUUGAACUGAGUUACUGAAGUGCAAUUCUAAUAGAUUCCGUCGUUUCGGUUACUGAAGCUCAAGUGUUCUGCUGGAUCCUGUCCUGGAUUCUGUCUUGAAGCCUCUCGAGCUGAGCAUCAGGAUGUCACUACCACGGACGCUGGGCGAGUUGCAGCUCUACCGAGUUUUACAAAGGGCCAACCUGCUGAUGUACUAUGACACCUUCAUCCAGCAGGGAGGCGAUGAUGUCCAACAGCUCUGCGAGGCUGGUGAAGAGGAAUUUCUCGAGAUCAUGGCACUAGUUGGCAUGGCCACAAAACCCCUGCACGUGCGGCGCUUGCAGAAGGCCUUGCGCGACUGGGCAUCAAACCCAACGCUGUUCAACCAACCGCUGGCCACCAGUGUGGCUUCCUGUGGAGUCCCUCUCCUCAGGAUCGACAGCACCAGUGCUGCUGGCUCAACGGUUAUGGGUCCAAGAAGAUCUUUAAGCAAUGGUCAGCCAGGAUCUCCAUGUGAAAGAGAGGAGGUAGGAUCUUGCCUUACGCCGCUCAGAGAUAACAGUCCAAAAAGCCCCUGCUCACAGGCCUCUCCUGUGCCUCCAGACCAUCUGUACAGAGAAAAACUGUCCCCCAUGGACCCUCACUGGCUCAGCCCUGAAAUGUAUGGAGCCACUGAGUUAGAUGAAGACCAGCCCACUGUGCCUUUUGCAUGCCACUCACGUCUUCUGGGUCCUCCAACGCCUAGUUCUUCUUCCUCCUCCUCCUCUGUGGCCUCUCCGUGGCCUGGAGGUCAGCUGGACCCAGAGACCAUUAAAGCCGUGGAGGAAAGCGUUGAUCGGCUUCUAAGAACCAUGCCGCAAGCCGAUCAAACCGAGGUGAAGACGCUUUUGAGACUCAAUAAGAAAAUGGCCAAGACAGUGGGACACAUUUUCAACCUGGAACCUUAUGACAAGAGCAAAGAGGAAGAGAUACGCAAAUACAGCCUGAUCUACGGGCGCUUUGACUCCAAGAGGAGGGAAGGGAAACAGCUCACCCAUCAUGAGAUGCUCAUCAAUGAGGCAGCGGCUCAAUUCUGCAUUCGUGACAACGCUCUGCUGUUACGCAGAGUUGAAUUGUUCUCAUUAGCACGACAAGUGGCGAGAGAAUGUGCCUACACCUCAACAUUUAAACAUAACAGGACAUACUCAGAUGAUUGUUCUGCCUCUGUUGACUGUACUGCUCAGAAGAGAAUCAAGCUUGAUGUCACAGAUUCGGACAGACUGUCUAAGGACCCAGUAGCCAAUAGUGACAUCAGAUCUACAGCAGAUGACAACAGCCUCUCUGGAGAAAGUCUAGAUAGUUUAACACAAGAUAUCAGCCCUCAGUUGCACCCCUCCUCAUCCCCUCACCCCCUCACCGACACCACUGGCCUCAUCACCUGGAGUCGCCAGCUCAUGCAGCAAACUCUCAUGGAUGAGGGCCUCAGAUUGGCUAGAAUGGUGUCACGUGACCACGCAAGCAAAGUCAGCCUAGGGUCAGAAAAGAGACAGAUUUCAGAGAUGGAGGAGCAAGUGUCCGAGAGGAGAGGAUCGAGUAACAGAAGCAUCAGUCCAGCAAACACCAAAGACGAUCCAUAACUGACAGUCUGCAAGUCUCCGUGUUGAACUCAGGUCGGAUAUCAUGCAGCCAUGGUGUUCGGUUCGCGAUGUUGAUUAGUCCUGUUCGAUAUUUUACAACUUGUAUGCACCUUACGUUCUGUUAGAACAUUUAAAGACAUUCGGCAGAAAGUUCUGGUGUCUUGUGCUAACACAGGUUAGUGCAAAUACAGUACAUAUUCUUGGUCAGGACAUUUUCACUUAGCAGUAAAAGCUUCAAUGGUGCUAAAUUUGUGCCAAGCAAAUUAGAGAACGAAAUUGCAUCUGUAUCCAUUACCUAAACCUUAAUUUAUUAGGAUAAAUGACAUGCUUCUCGUUUGAAGAGCUGCGAGACACUGGGAUGUAGGUUUCAUUACAUUUUCUCAGUUUUGAUGGAGUUCUAAACAAAAGUUCAUGAGGAGCGUGUUAAAUUUAAUCCAACCAAUCACAACGCUAGAAUAUGCGUAUAUAUACUGCUCAAACACUUUAUGAUGUACAACAAUAUGUUUACCUUCACAUGAAAUUGUUUAUAUUGGGAAACCCUGACACUAAUUACUUACUGAUGCAGUGAAUAUUAAUAUAUCAACUCUAAAUGCUUAUAUUUUAAGAGAUUUCAGAGGUUACGACAAUAUGUAAAUGAUUCAAAUGAAUCAUGGGAAGAAUCGUAUUCUCAAUGUUUAAAGGUUGAAUGGCUAUAAUGAAUUUGUCUGUGCAUUACAGCUCCAAUAUUAGAAAUAUAUUUAUGUGGCCUCUUUAAUGACAGAGUAUUUAUUUUUCAAUUCCUCAAUAAAUUAUAUUGUAAUGUU
Messenger RNA from Ctenopharyngodon idella (grass carp), 2918 nucleotides. RefSeq names its product NGFI-A binding protein 2 (EGR1 binding protein 2) (gene nab2). The coding region runs from base 643 to 2115 and encodes 490 amino acids. The record is from RefSeq and is a predicted model, not a curated record. The transcript has 7 exons. Gene Ontology annotation, cellular component: nucleus. Gene Ontology annotation, biological process: negative regulation of DNA-templated transcription. NCBI's taxonomy places the organism in Eukaryota, Metazoa, Chordata, Actinopteri, Cypriniformes, Xenocyprididae. Gene Ontology annotation, molecular function: transcription factor binding; transcription coregulator activity.